AUGAACAAAAACGGAACAGCUAAAAUGAAUGAUAAUCAAAUUAGAGCAGAAGGUAGAAGGUUAUUUAAACGCUUCUAUAACAUUCCUGAUGGUGUUAAUCCUAAAACUCGUAGAAGUUAUUUAAAUGAAGCAAUAGAUUCAUAUGAAGGGUUUGACAUUUCAUCAGAAAGUGAGAGAUUAGCGAGAAUGUUAAAUGUUAAUAUUGAUUUCUAUUAUUGUGAUCCUCAACCAGAAGACGUGGACAUAAAUAAGGUAGACUUUCCAUUAGUGGAAUCAAUAAUGAUAGAUCCAGAAUUUGAAACAGUAAAUAUUUUAUUAACACAGAGUCCAUGUGGAAAACUUCACGCUGACAGAAUAACAGACGUUGAAGCACUCACCGGCUAUAAAGUUUGUCCAUAUUGUAAAGAAGAAGUUUAUUCUAUCCGUGAUGAUCCAGAAAGGAAAAACCAAAGAAGAUUUUUAAAGCAUUGUGAGAAAUGUAAAGAAAAUAAUGGAAGAUUAAUUCAAGACGUUCAAUUGCAAAAGACCCAGCAACCAUAUGCACCACAUAUUACGAAACAGAAGAUAUAUCAGUGGUUAUUAGCUCACAAUUUGCAGGAAUAUUAUCAACCGACAAGAUAUUAUAUUACUUUUGACUUUGAAACAUUAGAGACUAAGGAAGAAUUACAACUUUCUGAGUGUGCAACUUUGAACGCUUACUUAAAACCAUUCAUGGUAUCAUCAACGGUUAAAUUAAAUGAUAAAACAUAUACGAGGAAUUUUUGCUUAACUUCGAGUGAUUCUUUUAUUUCUGAUUGGAUUGAGUUUUUAUUUUCAACCUGUUCAUUAGUUGCUAAAUCAAAUAUGAGUCAAUACAAUGAAUUAUUGAAGUCGCAAACGGCGGGGACUUUGUUCCAUACAUUAAAUGAAAGACAGAAGGAAGCAUUUAAAGAACUUCUAGAUGAGGAAUUCAAUAAAGUGAAUAUCAUAGGUUUUAAUUCGGGAAAGUUUGAUUUAAAUUUAAUUCUUCGUGAUUUAAACGCUGCAAAAUGGAAAAUAAAAUCAAUGCUGGGUUCAUCUUCACAAUUUAAGCAAGUCAUUGUAAAGAAAACAAACGUUCCAUAUGAAUUGAGAUUUAUUGACAUCAGAAAUUAUAUAGCGGGUGGGACAUUAGACCAAUUCACUCAAGAUUUCGGAAACAAUAAAUCACGUGUUAAAUCCUUUUUCCCUUAUCAAUUUAUCACAUGGGAGAAUUACGAAGAAGAAUUAUAUAAAGAGGAACCAUUCACGAAAGAUUCAUUUUAUUCAGCAUUAACUCAAGAAACUAUAUCAGAUAGUGAUUAUCAAAUAUAUCUCAAUGAUGCUAAAAAUUUUAAGAAUAGAUUAGAAUAUUUUAUUCAUUAUUGCAAUAAAGAUGUUGAAAUUAUGAUUGACUCAAUCGAUAAAAUUAUUGAAGAAACAUUUGUUUAUAAAAUUGAUAUGCUUCAUAAUCUUUCUUUAUCAUCGAAUGCUUCAAUGAUUCGUUACGCUUUAGCAUAUAAAGACUUUAAUCCUAAUGAAAAAUAUCCUGAGGAAGAGAUAGAAUCAAGUUUUGAAUUAACGAAAAAGUAUUGGAAAUAUAAAAUUGAAUCAUAUAAGAAACAAGAUGAAAAAGCAGAAAGGGAUACUAAAAAUAAUGUUUCAAUGGAUGAUUUUCAAUACUAUCACGAUUUAAUCCUUUCAUCUAAAUGCAAAAUGUGUGGUAAAGCGUUUACAUAUGCAAAUAAACCAACAUUGGAUAGAAUAGAUAAUGAAAAACCACAUACCAAAGAAAAUUGUCAGUUAAUGUGUUGUUAUUGCAAUGUCGUAAAAUCAAAUAAAGAUGAAGAUGUUCAACGUUUAAGAAUCAAUUUAAGAAAUUAUGCAUUAAAAAAUAAUUUACCAAUGACUUUAGAUUCAGUUGAAGCUUAUCACAUUCUCCGUAAUGGAAUUACUGGUGGUUUAUCAAAUGUUCAACACCGUGUUAAUCUUAAAGGAAUCACGCACAUUAAUAAACUUUCAUAUAAUCCAGAAACUAA
Molecule: messenger RNA, 2036 nt
Organism: Trichomonas vaginalis G3
Lineage: Eukaryota; Parabasalia; Trichomonadida; Trichomonadidae
Product: DNA/RNA polymerase superfamily
Exons: 1
Molecular function (GO): nucleic acid binding
Source: RefSeq, a predicted model, not a curated record